AAACAUGUGUGCCAUUACUUGGAUACCCUUAUACAAUGUACACUAGGAUUAGAGUGGGCUGAAAUCUGGGGGGGAGUUAUUCGCUGGGCCGAUACGUUUCUGAGACACUGCAGUGUCAACGAAGUCGUGUCAAUGUUCCUGGACUUUGAAAUACCUAGACGUACUGGCAUUUCUAAUUGAUUGGAUUAGAGGGUUUUUAAAAAGUGUCUUUCCUAAUUAAAAAUGUUUCUCAGUGUUAAGUUAGUCACAUCAGUUCUCGUCCUUCUGAAGCUUCGAUCUCUUCUGGCUACCGAGACUGAAAGUGACUACAUCUUGUCCGAUUACAAGGACCACCCAUGUAACAGACAUUGUGAAGACAACGCCCUCCCAAGGCUCUGCAAGUAUACCUGGCUGCUAGAGAAUUAUUACGUCAUGUCCAAGGCGUGUCACGACUGCCCUUUCAACCAGACUCACUGCUAUCUCCCACACUGUGUCUCUGCCGAUGGCGUCAUGCGUGGAAUUAAGACAGCUAAUCGAAUUCUUCCGGGACCAAGAGUUGAGGUUUGCGAAGGUGAUACCAUCGAGGUGACUGUGAUGAAUGCCAUGGAAGUUUCUGAAGGCACCUCAAUCCAUUGGCACGGCAUCCACCAGAGAGGUACUCCGUUUAUGGAUGGAGUGGCUAUGCUGACGCAGUGCCCCAUUCCAGCUCAUGCCAAAUUUACAUACAGGUUUACAGCAAAUUAUCCUGGGACUCACUUUUGGCAUGCCCACGCCGGCGUCCAGAGAGCAGACGGCUUAUUUGGCUCACUGGUCAUCCGGAGACCCCCGAGCCGAGAACCCCAGUAUCUGCUUUACGACUACGACCUGACGGACCACGUGAUCAUCGUCAACGAUUGGCUGGCCGAAAUGACGGUCAACAGAUUCGCGGCGCACCACCACGACAGCGGCGACAACAAACCAGAACUAAUGCUUAUCAAUGGCAGGGGACAGUACCGAGAAUUUAAAGACAGCAAUGGGACGUCCUUUUUCACACCAAGGGCUACAUUCACAGUGAAGCCAGGCAAGAGGUAUCGGUUCCGGGUCAUCAAUGCUGGAAUAUUAAAUUGUCCUAUUCAGUUUUCAGUGGACAGCCAUACUAUGACGAUGAUCGCUUCAGAUGGACACUCAUUUGCUCCCUACACUGUUGACAUGUUUAACAUUUUCUCAGGAGAAAGAUAUGACUUCGUGCUAUAUGCUGACAAAGAAGAGAACUUGAGGAAUUAUUGGAUCCGAGUUAAAGGCUUGGCUGACUGCAAUGUCAAGUCCGCUAAUCAAACUGCCAUUUUGAAAUAUGAGGGCGCUCCCGAUGAUCUCCCCCCUGAAUCACCUCUUGAACCUGCACCUGGGGGAAAGCUUCUGAAUCUCUGGAACGCCAAAAGGAGCCAGAAUAAGGCGGAUAUCACACAAAUGUCCAGUGUGGAGGCCGAUGACGACAUCCUCACAUCCAAACCAAAUAAGACGUUCUACCUCGCUAUGGACUUUUACAAGAUCGACAACCCACGGUUCAACAACCCUACCUACUACCCACUGAGUUCUGUCCUCAAGAGUCAGAUGUUGUACACUCCUCAAAUCAACCACAUCUCCACUCUGCUGCCCCCGGUGCCGCCUCUGUCGCAGUACGAUGAUGUGUCCAAAGACAUCUACUGUAAUGCCGAGACUUUACAGGAACACUGCGACACAAAGUGGUGCGGCUGUGUCCAUCUGUACCAAGUGGACCUCAACGAUAUCGUGGAGCUUGUGGUCAUCGACGAGGGGUUGCCUUACGAUGCCAAUCACCCCAUGCACCUUCACGGUUAUAGUUUUCGCGUCAUCGGAAUAGACAGAAUUAAUUCCACCACAACACUAGAAGAAGUGAAAGCAAUGGAUUCAAGAGGGGAGUUAAACAGAAGCAAAACAAAAGCACCCCUUAAAGACUCAGUUACUGUCCCUGACGGCGGCUAUACAAUUGUUCGGUUCAAAGCUGAUAACCCAGGGAUUUGGUUUUUCCACUGUCACAUUGAGUUUCACGCCGAAAUAGGAAUGGGGCUCUUCUUUCAGGUGGGAAACAAAAGUCAAUUCCCAAAGCCUCCUAAGAACUUCCCGAAGUGCGGAGAUUUUCUGAACGAUGAAUCAGACGACACUGAGGAGGUCACGGUCACACAGACUGUGAAAUGUACGUCAGGAUGUUCAGAUGUUGUCCCUUGGUCAGCACUGGUCCUACUGGUGGCUUUGUCUACAACUUUUAAAAUGGGAAUAAAUAUUUGAUCUCUUGCAUAACAAUGCUACAUUUUUAUUUAACAUAUUUGGUGAAAUGUAUGUUUUUAACAUAUGGUUUUUAAACUGCCAUUUUAGACAAAUAAGACAAAGAAAAAAAAAAUUCAUUUUCUAAAAAUUCUUUAUAUAGACUAUUGAAAGUGAAACAAACAUGAAAAUAUUUUUUCAAAAUUUUUGACAUGUUUCGUGUUCCAUAGUGUGGGACAUGUUUGUUUAUGUCAGCUCUGAACAAAUAUGUGUUCUUUUUUGUUGUUGUUUUUAGCUUUGAAGAAACUAGCCUCUGAGCCCGUCCAAAUGACAACAACACUUUUCAAAUGAAAGACAUAUUUUGUAUUCUUUAAGUUCUUGUCAUCAUAUAAUAAUAGCAGCCAUUUACAAUUUCAUUAACCAUGUACUUUUGUUUAUUUAGAACCCAUUAUAUUUAUUUAUAAUGUGUGAUCGUUUUUGUAUAAAGCUGUCUGGAAUGUAAUCGAUAUUUAAAAUAAAGAAAUUAAUUGUGUAAAGACAAAGUUGAUCUUCAUUUUUUUC
This is a messenger RNA of Biomphalaria glabrata, 2799 nucleotides long. RefSeq lists its product as uncharacterized. The transcript has 12 exons. Gene Ontology annotation, molecular function: oxidoreductase activity; copper ion binding. The record is from RefSeq and is a predicted model, not a curated record. Bases 223 to 2262 code for a protein of 679 amino acids. Gene Ontology annotation, cellular component: plasma membrane. NCBI's taxonomy places the organism in Eukaryota, Metazoa, Mollusca, Gastropoda, Planorbidae. Gene Ontology annotation, biological process: iron ion transport.